Molecule: messenger RNA, 2549 nt
Organism: Arachis ipaensis
Lineage: Eukaryota; Viridiplantae; Streptophyta; Magnoliopsida; Fabales; Fabaceae
Product: Actin binding Calponin homology (CH) domain-containing protein
Biological process (GO): actin filament bundle assembly; actin filament network formation
Cellular component (GO): actin filament bundle; cytoplasm; actin filament
Molecular function (GO): actin filament binding
Source: RefSeq, a predicted model, not a curated record
UUAGGACUUAGUGUACAAGGACCUUCUUGCAAUAAUUUGAAUUUUCUCUCUCUCCUAAACAACUUUGAAAUAUGACAGCUCUUCCCUGUCCCAAAGUGUUUGCUCUUCUUCUGCCUUCUUUUCUAACACACUCUCCUACCCGUUCCUACUUUUUAAUAAGCUUAAUGGAUAUUAAGAGAAAUGGUAAAGGGAAAGCGAAAGCUAGUAAGAGAAAAAAUAGAUCAGAUACAUAGGCUGCUUUUUCUUCCGAGUUCUGAUCUCUCAUCGCCCCUAUAAUUCUUUUGCAUUAGGAAGGAUCAUAAAACAGGAGAACCAAAAGAAACUAAUUCAAAUAAAUAAAUAAAUAACAUGUCUAGUCAUUGGGGCAUUCUUGUUUCAGAUCCAUGGCUCCAAAACCAGUUCACUCAGGUGGAGCUUCGCAGCUUAAAAUCCCAAUUUGUAAGCAUGCGGAGGGAGAAUGGGAGGCUUACUAUUGGCGACUUAGCGUCCAAGAUGUCAAGGAUGAAAGUUGUGGGAGAAAAUCUAAGUGAGGAAGAGAGAGCAUCUUACCUCAACAAUUUGUAUCCCAACACUGACGAUGAUGUCGACUUUGAGUUGUUUCUCAAGGUUUACUUAAAACUACAAACUUUUGCAAGUUCAAGAACUGGAAGUACUGCGAAGAACUCCUCAGCAUUCCUGAAGGCUGCUACCACCACAUUACUUCACACAAUAAGUGAAUCUGAGAAGGCAUCAUAUGUUGCACAUAUAAAUAACUAUCUUCUUGGAGGAGAUGAGUUCCUCAAAAAAUACCUUCCAAUAGAUCCUUCAACCAAUGACCUCUUUGAAAUUGCGAAAGAUGGUGUUCUUCUUUGUAAGCUUAUUAAUGUGGCAGUUCCGGGGACGAUUGAUGAACGCACAAUCAAUACCAAAAGAUUACUUAAUCCAUGGGAAAGAAAUGAAAACCACACGCUUUGUCUCAACUCUGCUAAAGCAAUAGGAUGUACUGUAGUCAACAUUGGCACUCAAGACUUAAUUGAAGGAAGGCGUCAUCUGGUGCUUGGAUUGAUUUCGCAGAUUAUUAAGAUACAAUUAUUGGCAGACCUGAACCUAAAGAAAACUCCUCAGCUUGUGGAGCUGGUCGAUGAUAGUAAGGAAAUGGAAGAGCUGAUGAAUCUUCCACCAGAAAAGAUCUUGUUAAGGUGGAUGAAUUUCCAUUUGAAGAAAGCAGGGUACAAGAAGAUUGUCACAAAUUUCUCCUCUGAUGUUAAGGAUGCUGAGGCAUAUGCUCAUCUUCUAAAUGUUCUUGCACCUGAAUACACAAAUCCUUCCACAUUGGCAGUUAAAAAUCCUUUCGAAAGAGCAAAGUUAGUGCUUGAACAUGCAGAUAAGAUGGGUUGCAAACGAUACUUGACUGCAAGAGAUAUAGUGGAAGGUUCCCCAAAUCUUAACCUUGCCUUUGUUGCACAUAUUUUCCAGCACAGGAAUGGACUUUCAACCCAAACAAGACAGAAUUCGCUGCUUGAAGCACUGCCAGAUGAUACACAGGACUCAAGAGAAGAGAGAGCCUUUCGCCUCUGGAUGAAUAGCCUUGGCAUUUCAACAUACAUCAACAAUGUCUUUGAGGAUGUCAGAAACGGGUGGGUACUCUUAGAGACUCUUGAUAAGGUGUCACCUGGGAUCGUUAAUUGGAAGAUUGCCAACAAGCCUCCUAUUAAGAUGCCAUUUAAGAAAGUCGAGAACUGCAACCAAGUUGUGAAAAUAGGGAAACAACUUAAGUUUUCGCUGGUAAACAUUGCUGGUAAUGACAUUGUGCAGGGAUAUAAAAAAUUAAUACUAGCUUAUUUGUGGCAAUUGAUGCGAUAUAAUAUUCUACAACUUCUGAAGAACUUGAGAUUUCACUCUUAUGGGAAGGAAAUUACUGAUGCUGAUAUUCUACAAUGGGCAAACAUCAAAGUGAGCAGCUCCGGAAGUCAAAGGCAAAUGGGUAGUUUUAAGGAUAAAAGUUUAUCGGAUGGAAUUUUUUUCCUUGAGCUUCUUAGUGCUGUACAGACCAGAGCUGUAAAUUGGGGUCUCGUGACAAAAGGAGUCACCGAUCAGGAGAAAAAGAUGAAUGCCACCUACAUCAUCAGUAUUGCAAGAAAGCUUGGAUGUUCUAUAUUCCUGCUUCCUGAAGAUAUCACUGAGGUGAAUCAAAAGAUGAUCCUUACAUUAACAGCUAGUAUAAUGUACUGGUUCUUAAAGCACCCUAAUGAAGAAAGAGCAGGCGGAAAUUCAGACAGUGAGACUGGGAGUCAAUUGGAGACUACAUCAAAUUCCACCGUGGAUGACUCUGCUUCUGAUUCAUCAGCAGAAGACAAUGUUUAGGGUACAUGUAAAUAUAAUGACCUUUUUGUGAUAAAUGAUUGUUAUAUGAUCCAUAAAAAUAUAAUAUCAAAACCCAAGGUUUUUUUGGGGUCAGGAAUGAAACCCAAGUUGAUCAAAAGAUCAAUGACACUAGGAAAACUAAUGUUGGAGAGUAAAUUUUGGUACAGCAAUUGUUGGAGGGAAUCCAAAUUUUUUUACGUCCUGCA